UGUUUAUAUAUACGAAGAAAUUUAAUAGACAAGACGAAACUUGAACAAAAAUUGGAGCCAAAAAAUCUUAUUUUUAUGCUAUAUAUUUAUUCACUCAGUCUUUUGACACCCAAGGAAGGAAAAUAGCAAGCUUUUAGGGAGAUAUAGCUUUAAACAAAAGUGAAAGAAACUUUCGAAAGUAAUUUUUUAAUAAGGAUUUCACUACGUAUGUGACAAAACCGAAGGAGUCAUGAUUUUCAGUAGAAAUGACAGAGUACAGAGAUGCUGAUUAUCAAAGGUUGAGACCAUAUCCUACAGAACUAACUGACCGAGUCUCAGGAUCCUUUGAAAACAUGAAUUUUAUCAGUACGAGGGUUGGAUCUCGUGGAUCGAGGCAUCUUGCUCGUUCGUUUAAUUUAAACACUGAUGAGGAAUUGAGUGAACCUCGACCACUUGGGAGAGAGAAUCCUGUACAUUAUGGAUCUCGUGGAUCAAGGCAUCUUGCUCGUUCGAUUAAUGCAAACACAAACAUUGAAGACGAUGUGAAUGAACGUCUUCUUAAUGACAGAGACAGUUCUGUACAUUAUGAUUCGAUCUAUGAUUCUGAAGAAUACGGCAGCCAAAGGAAUGGAAUUGCAUUCAUGAGGAAACGGCUGAAAGCUCAUUUUAUGAAUCCUUAUGAGAAGUUUAAGAAGAGAGGAAGGAAACCUUGGAAAUUGUUUAUUCAAAUGCUCAAGAUUUUCUUAGUUACAGCCCAGGUUGUUAUCUUUGGACAAGAACUAUUCUCAGUUGUUACGUACAUGGAAAACAGCUUGAAUACCUUCAAACAUCUUUUCAUUUUGGAUUAUUCAGAUGAUGGAGUUUUUAUCUUCACAAAGGAACAUUACUAUAAGCAAGUCCAACAUACAGUCUUUCAGUAUUAUACCAUCCGACAGACACCAGUUGGUAUUUAUAUCCCAACCAUACAGUCUGACAAUCUUUCUCGCCCUCUUCAACUCUGCAAGUAUGAAUAUCAAGAGGGCUUCAUUGAUCCUGGCAAUCACACUUAUAUAUUUAAUCGAAACACAAACUGGCUAUGUCAAAAGUUAUUGCCACCAAUUCAUAGUGAUGCAAAUCUUACAAGCUUCCGUAUCAGGAAUAACAUUACACAGGACUUUGAUAGGUCUAUUAAAAUCUCUAUCACGGCUGCGGGAAUUAGGUCUCUUCAUCUCAAAGAUGACCCAGAAUGCUAUGAGUUCAACAUUACUAUAACAUUUGACAAUUCCAACCAUGAUGGAAAAAUACCAGUGGAUUUAAUAGCUCAAGCCAGCAAGUGCAAGAAUACUGGCUUUCAAGAUGAUGAUAUUGCUGUAAGAAAUGUCUAUGUUGCUGUCGAUGCAGCAGUAAUCUUGGUUUGUAUUGGCUCCCUUGCACUUUGCAUCAGAUCUCUGGGCAAGCACUUCAAGCUGGUGAAGGCAACAAGACGAUUCUUCAGGCAGGAGUUACACGACCACCUCUCGUACUGGGACUGUCUAGACCUGAUCAACUUGUGGUUCAUUCUGAUAGUUAUUAGUGACACUUGCACUAUUCUUGGGUCAAUCUUCAAGAUUCUUAUUGACUCCAAAAAACAACAAAUGACAACAGUUCUUUCUAUGUACAAUACCUGCAGUAUAUUCCUUGGCACUGGGGUACUCUUUACCUGGAUUGGUGUGCUAAGAUACCUUGGAUACAUGAAAAAGUAUAAUAUUCUGUUAGUAACCUUACGAGCAUCAGGACCCAGUGUGCUUCGUUUUUGUGUCUGUGCAGCUUUGCUUUACUUUGGUUUUAUGUUCUGUGGUUGGAUUGUGCUUGGACCAUACCACCCUAAGUUCCGUAACCUGUCAACAGUAUCAGAAUGUCUCUUCUCAUUGAUCAAUGGAGAUGAUAUGUAUAUGACGUACAGCGAGAUGCAGAAACGUAACAUUUAUAUCUGGGUAUUCAGCAAGAUCUACCUCUAUGUUUUCAUCUCUCUGUUCAUAUAUGUAGUCCUCAGUUUGUUUAUUGGUAUUAUCAGCGACACUUACGAGAGAAUCAAGGACUGGGGCCAUCCACCCUGUACAAAGAUUCAAAGGUUCGUCCACGGUCCAAACUGUCAGCGGUGUGCUGAAGAAUACAGAGAUGACGAAAAUGAUGGAAACCGGUGUGGAAGCACUGUGGAACAGAUUGAUGAUUGACAAGCAAACUGAUGGUGACUGCUGACCAUACUGGUCUUGAUGUCACUACUCCUUGGCCAUUCUCCACCAGAACAGAUCGAUGUUGGACUGAAGCAAAUCGUUCAUUUUGAAGGAAUGAGUGCAAUUUAAGCAAAAGGAUGAGCCGAGAAAAACUUUAUGAACACAAUUAAUAUUUUACAGAGCGGUAAGAGGUGCUAUACACGAAGGUAGAUUGAUCCUGGUGCUAAAGAAGGACUAGUCUUUUUUUUUCAUUCCCCAGGGUGCUCCAAAAAGACGUACUACGUCCUAUAGCGGUAGGAUCGCCCUAUAUCUUCAUGCAAAAGGUCUUUGAUUUUCAAAAUAGAUGUAGUACACUUUCCAUAAAAAUGAAAUGAUUUUAUUUGAAUCAAUUAUCCGCAAGACGUCUUUCCAUAAAACCUUAUUCAUAGAAAACUAUAUAUAUGCUGCGACUGAAUACUGAUCAAAAACUAUGUAAAACCAUGAUACUUUUACUAAUUAUAUUUUGAUCGACCCUUCUAGCUGAAAGCCAAUUGGGCUCAAAAACUUUUGACAUUUAUCUUAAAGAGUACUAAAUUUUCAGGGGGGAGUUGUUUCACGGUUUUGCGUGGAAAAUGAUGUGCCCUCUAAAUUAGGCUACUAAAAGUGUACAGAUUGUACAAGGAAGUUGUUAAGAAUGCUUCUCUCGGCCACACCCCUCACAUGAAUAAUGAAUGGAGUCUUUUAAAGUGGCUUCAAGUAUAAAUAAUGCAUUAUACCACAUUAUAUUUUUAUUUGAUAUUUUCAAAAAUUAAAUAAAAUUCAAAUCAGA
Molecule: messenger RNA, 2979 nt
Organism: Actinia tenebrosa (Australian red waratah sea anemone)
Lineage: Eukaryota; Metazoa; Cnidaria; Anthozoa; Actiniaria; Actiniidae
Product: mucolipin-3
Biological process (GO): monoatomic ion transport; transmembrane transport
Cellular component (GO): plasma membrane; lysosomal membrane
Molecular function (GO): NAADP-sensitive calcium-release channel activity
Source: RefSeq, a predicted model, not a curated record